Brassicogethes aeneus is the source of this 2885-nucleotide messenger RNA. The record is from the annotation of a GenBank genome assembly. NCBI's taxonomy places the organism in Eukaryota, Metazoa, Arthropoda, Insecta, Coleoptera, Nitidulidae.
UAAUUUUGGCCCGGAGUGAAGUGGUAUCCCCGGUUCAAUUUUCCGUGUUUUGUUUUAAAACAAAUGAUAAUAAACAAAUUGUUGCACACGGAUUACCAAAGUGAAAAAUGCUAAUCGGAAUAUGUGAAAACUUGUGUGUGCCAGGGUAGUGUGAGUUUUUACUCAGAAAAGUGUACAUGCAGAAAGAUAAUCGAUUUGUCAACGCGAGGUUUAGAUUACAAUUUUCGGUGCACUAAUUGACCCAAGGUGCGUUCGCUCAUUAAUUCAUAACUGUGCCAUGUUUGGUGUCGUUUUAAUCGUCUUUUCACAGACAGUACGUUGAUAAUAACCAUUCCACAAAAUAAAUAACCUAGUAAUUAAUUAUCGAGAAAAACGCAUCUAACCGUUUGCUCCAGCUAGAUUAACAAGUUUUGAUAAUUGUUACCGGUGGUGGAGUGUGCGGGAGACAAACGCGUUGUCUAUUUACAUAAUUCCAUUGUUUUCACGGACUACUUUUUAACACUUAAUUCAUUGCCGAUCAUUUUUGUUCACCCUGUUUGUUCUUCUAUAUGCCAUCAGUGUUAGUUUUGUUGUGUUGCUAAUGAAUCCAAUAUUCCAAUUCGGCCUUAUUUCAUGCAGCUGAUCGAAACACUGGGCUCUCAUGGAGAAAAUGGAAGUUGAUGAGGCUGUUGUGGAUUUAAGUGUUAGCUCCAACAGACCGUCGUCACCUUCCAGCGUAGCCAGCGCCAACUCGGCCUCACCGGCCGCCCCCUCGAUCAACAACUCGACCCCCAACCCGCCGCAACCGCCGCCCGUAAACAACAACAACAACGCAGCGGCCGUAGCCAACGCGCUAGGGAACGUACCGUCGGCCGCGCAGCAGCCUAUGGUAAACUCGCGCAGGGUGCUGAGACCGCGCAUCGAACCGCGCAGCUACGUCGAGAGUCCCGACGUGCUCAUCAACGGCACCUUCGACAAACCGAGGACCAACGGGAAUUUCGAUUACAGCAGCGACUCGAGCGAGGGAGAGAUGCCGCCGCUAGCGCCGAUCAAGGAGCUGUCGCCCUCUGAGCUCAAGCAAAGGGACCGCGGCUUGAGACGGUUGCGCGAAGAGCUGCGCGCCGAAGAAAUGAAACUCGUCCUCCUGAAAAAGCUGAAGCAAUCGCAGCAGCUCAAGGAAAACGUCGCGGUGUUGCCGCCCAGCAUACCGCAGUCGGCGUUGCCGCCUACGGGGCUCCCCAGCGGCCUGAGCAUCACGCCGACGACGGUGAAGGUGCCGCCCCCCGGAGCCAAGCAACCGCAAGCUGCGCACUCGCGGCACUCGUCGUCUGCGCAGCCGCAAGCGGCGCACAAGCCCGGACAGGGUAGUGUAUCAACCCUUUUAAGAGGGCAACCCCAAUCUCGUUCAGGCUUGCACCAGUCGCAACUGGGAAGUUCUUCGCUAAGCGGACGCGGUGCUAAUUUGUCCGUACCCCAACCGCCCCAGAGGUCGUCCUUGGGCAGGACGUCUUCAGGAUUCCCGUCGGGAAUCAAGGAUCUAUCGCCAUCGGUCACUAUAACACCUGCACCGCCGCAAUCUGUUAAGGAUCGUUCUCGAGAUGACAACCAAACUCCUGCACAAAGACAAGCUGCAGCCAAAUUGGCUCUUAGAAAGCAGCUGGAAAAGACUCUGUUACAGAUUCCUCCCCCCAAGCCCCCACCGCCAGAGAUGCAUUUCAUCCCGAACCCCAGCAACACGGAGUUCAUCUAUCUGGUCGGCCUGGAGCACGUGGUCGAUUUCCUGACCAAGGACUCGAAGAUCCCGCCGCCGCCUGCUCCGUUCUCUUGCAGCCAGUGCUCGCUUGAUUUCACGCCCGUUUGGAAGUGGGAGGGCAAAGGCAAAUCAAAAGGAAAUAAGGUUAUUUGCGAGCAGUGCGUUACUAAUAACGUGAAGAAGGCUUUGAAGGCCGAGCAUACGAAUAGGCUGAAGACUGCGUUCGUUAAGGCUUUGCAACAGGAGCAGGAAAUUGAACAGAGGCUUGCACAGAACGGAGUCUUUACUUCGAGCUCGCCGGCUCCUUCGCCGGUGACACCGGAGGUUUCCGUACCAAAAUCGGUGACGCCGACGCCGGUAGCGCGUCACAACGCGACGCCCCCUGCGCCGCCCGCGCAGCAGACGCCGCCGCCGUCGAGGAGUUCGCACUCGUCGUCGGCCGCCGACAAGUUCUCGUCGGCCGCCGCCAUGCAGGCCAUACAUCAACAGCUACUGCGCAGCAUUACAGCAGGUGGCCCGCCAGCCGCCCACAUGCUCCAAUUCUCGCCCCUGUUCUACCCGUAUCAGCUGGCGAUGGCGGCGCAGGCGCAGGCCGCCGCCAGCGGCAAAGGCAACUCUCAGGUCGACAUACAGCGCGCAGUCGACAUGCAGCGCCAGUAUCUGCUCGACAUGAUACCGCCACCUAGCGGCGGCAGCCAGCGUCACAACUGGAAGACAUGAUCUGUGUUGCGAGGAGUGUUAAAGGAGACCUAUUGCCCCCGCCCCCAAUGUUUUAUUAAAUGUUAAAUAAAGACUUUGCCCUCGGUGCAAAAAAGGUGAUUUUUAACUUAAUGGUUUUUAGUUUGGACUGCAGUACUGCACAGAUUCGUCGGGUUUGGUUUUAUCGGUAUUUUUACGGCUUGCAACGAAAAAGACUAUGGGAAUAAUAAUGGUUUAUUUAAUUGUUUUAGGGUUUAAAGUUUAAAUAAACAAAUCUGUUUUAACUUAAAGCAGAUUUGUCAAUGUAAACUUUGUUUUGUUAAGUUUUGGUUAAAGUAAGUAAAAUCAUUACUAACAUGCCCAUAAAUGUUUUUUUAGAAAUCUUGUUUUUAAAUUUGGACUAAAAUAUUACAUUUUAUAUUCACUUUUGCUCUUUUUAUUAUUAAAACUAAUC